Molecule: messenger RNA, 3586 nt
Organism: Orbicella faveolata
Lineage: Eukaryota; Metazoa; Cnidaria; Anthozoa; Scleractinia; Merulinidae
Molecular function (GO): protein binding
Source: RefSeq, a predicted model, not a curated record
UGUUUAUUAUUUGUGUUAAGAAAUUUUACAAACGCGUCGGUGUUAGAGUUUGUGGUCAAAUAAUACUUGUUGCGUGGCGUCUAAUGUGUGGAAAACGAGAUUAGUGAUUAUGGAAAAGCUUUUUGACAAAAUCGGAGACCAUUUUAACAAUCCCGAGAUGUCUGACCGCAUUUUGGUCGUGAAGAUUCGAAAGGAUGGCUGGGAAAAGUUGGAAGCCGCACGCCGGGUUCGAAGCAUCACGAAAACCAACUCACAAGGAGGAAAUGAUGAUACAAUCUCCACACCAAGCAACAACCAGCAAGAAAAACCAGAUGAGAACGAGGAAAAUGAAUCCACUGUCAGUACAGAUGAGCAAAACUUCAAUGCUGACGAAUCAGCUACCACGGCUGCGGACGAUUCGUUUAACUUGCCUUCGAUUUCAGACUCUAGAACUGUCAGUAGCCUGAGCUGCGAUUCGGGGAUAGGCGAUGCUUCAUCUUCUGAGGCCAAAAGAACUAUCAAGAGUAAAAAGAGAGAAGAAUCUUGGAUAGUCGUCGAAGACCAGGAACAAGAAUCUGAGACUAUGAUGAAUUCAGUUAGUGCUUGCAAGCACCUGCCGGUUGGCACCUCAUCAGAAGUGGAUUUAGACGUCACUUUCAGCAAGUUACUUAUUGCAGACAUUCGCUAUGCUCAUAAAGCUGGAGCUAUAGGUCUUACUGCUAUGAAUUCUUUGGAGGACGGGGCCUCAGCGUUUUGUUCGUCCCGGUCAACAGAUAACGGUGUCAUGAGAACAAGUGAAGAGGAUUUGACACUAGCUGACACAGUGAUCCGGGAACACCAGCUGUAUGUACACAGCUUUUGGUUGGCUUUGAAUAGUUCUUAUUUCAGAAGCCUGUUUUUUAGUUCUGGGAUGAAAGAAACCAAAGUAAAAAAGAGUUUGUGGUCAAAUAAUACUUGUUGCGUGGCGUCUAAUGUGUGGAAAACGAGAUUAGUGAUUAUGGAAAAGCUUUUUGACAAAAUCGGAGACCAUUUUAACAAUCCCGAGAUGUCUGACCGCAUUUUGGUCGUGAAGAUUCGAAAGGAUGGCUGGGAAAAGUUGGAAGCCGCACGCCGGGUUCGAAGCAUCACGAAAACCAACUCACAAGGAGGAAAUGAUGAUACAAUCUCCACACCAAGCAACAACCAGCAAGAAAAACCAGAUGAGAACGAGGAAAAUGAAUCCACUGUCAGUACAGAUGAGCAAAACUUCAAUGCUGACGAAUCAGCUACCACGGCUGCGGACGAUUCGUUUAACUUGCCUUCGAUUUCAGACUCUAGAACUGUCAGUAGCCUGAGCUGCGAUUCGGGGAUAGGCGAUGCUUCAUCUUCUGAGGCCAAAAGAACUAUCAAGAGUAAAAAGAGAGAAGAAUCUUGGAUAGUCGUCGAAGACCAGGAACAAGAAUCUGAGACUAUGAUGAAUUCAGUUAGUGCUUGCAAGCACCUGCCGGUUGGCACCUCAUCAGAAGUGGAUUUAGACGUCACUUUCAGCAAGUUACUUAUUGCAGACAUUCGCUAUGCUCAUAAAGCUGGAGCUAUAGGUCUUACUGCUAUGAAUUCUUUGGAGGACGGGGCCUCAGCGUUUUGUUCGUCCCGGUCAACAGAUAACGGUGUCAUGAGAACAAGUGAAGAGGAUUUGACACUAGCUGACACAGUGAUCCGGGAACACCAGCUGUAUGUACACAGCUUUUGGUUGGCUUUGAAUAGUUCUUAUUUCAGAAGCCUGUUUUUUAGUUCUGGGAUGAAAGAAACCAAAGUAAAAAAGGUCAACUUGUCGGCCUUUGACAUCAUUGGCAGCAAAGCGNUGCUGUUGAUAGAGUCGCUUUAUAAACCUGAAGUUGUCAUGACAGAAAGUGUGGAGAAUCUUCUUGUUCUUAUGAGGCUUGCUCAUGUUUAUGAUGCAGAGAGCACCCUUAAAACUUGUCAAAAACUCCUUGGGUCAGCUGAACUGACAGUUGAGAUCUGUGACAAGUCACUGAAUAUGCAGGAACAUGAAAGACUCCCUGAAAUGGCAGAGUUUAUUAGCAGAUGCGAAGAAUUUCUGGUUGAAGAAUUCAGUCCACUAGACUCUCAGUGGUCCAAUGAAGACUUUCUCUCUUUGAGUUCUAAUGGUCUACAGAAAGUUCUUUCCAGCAAUGAGCUUUGUGUGUCUUCAGAGAACACUGUGUUCCUCGCUCUGAUGAAAUGGGCUGAAGUGAAUGAAGUGUUUGAUGAUCAGCUUGAACCGCUGUUGGAUCUGGUUCGGUUCAAAUCCAUGACUAUCAAUUACCUUCAUGAUGUCGUGACCAGUGAUCAUCCGAUUGCUUCUACGGUUGUUAAAUUUCCACUGUUAUUUGAGGAAGCCGUGUUUUACCAUGCGUUUUCAAAGGAAAGACAGCACGAGGAGGGCGAACCUAUCGCCAGAAAAGCGUACGAUGAACCUGUUGUGUUCAACUGGACAGUGGACAUUGGUGAAGACGUUGAAGUUGAGAAGAAAAAGAAGAUCAUCAAGUCCCCGCAUUUCUGGGUCAGCGGAUAUGAAAUGUUCUUGGAGCUUAAGCUGAGGACUUCCGGUUGUCAAGGUCUCUACCUGACCAUAAGCACACGUGACUUCCGCCAUAGCAGCAAGGGAUUCGUUAAGCUGGCUUAUUCACUAACGUCAAACUUCCCGAAGGCCACCCGAGUCAUUAACGAAGCUGAUGUGUUUGACAGAGAGGGGUCUGGGUGGGGCUACGAAGAAUUCUUUCCAUUAUGCUGGGCGGAAUUCAAAGACCAGCUAAAAAGAACUCCCUUAAUAAUUACUUCUCAAGUUAGUCUGCUUGAGUAGAGCCGGGAUUCAAAAUUACCGUCUAGCUGUUUUUACAGCUACUGCAGUGCCAUGUAUUGGUAGACAUUUAUUGUAAGCAGCCAUUCUAACCAGUAAUUUUCGUUUCUCUAUCUUCAAAAUAACAUUUAACUAAGGUUGAAAAACUCCCAAACUGAUAGUAACCUGCAGAGAUAUACGUGUCAAACUGGGUUAGAUUAAAAAGGAUACACUUAUCCAUUCGAGGAACUUAUUGAGAUCUCCCAGGUGCAAUUCACGUUUAAAGAGGUUUUCUGAUCAUCAUCGUAGAGUGAAAACCAAAACAAUGCAAAAGCAGUCAGAGAGCUCCAAACAAGAUUUUCUGGUCUUUAAAUAAGCAAUAGUAGAAUUAUAAACUUCUGGCAGAAGUUAUGCAUAGCUAUAAAGUAACUAGAUAAAGUAAGUAAAUUCAUUUAAUGUCAAUAAUCAUAGCUAUAAAGUAAAUAGAUAAAGUAAGUAAAUUUAUUUAUUGUCAAUAAUCAUGGUAAGAAAAUCUCAGGAGCUUUUUCAACUCUGUUUUACAUACUUUAUCUUAGACUUUGUGUACUAAAAAACAGUAUAAUUAUAUAAUACUGAUUGCUACUGGCUAAUUCUUAGUCAAGCGGCAGCGGCGUUAACUUGCAAGCGAUGGAUGUCGCCAUAAUCUAGCUGUCAAUAGAGAUUUGAUGCAAGGCGUUAGAGCGGUUUUCAACUGAGUGUCAAAAGCAAUCGGGCGAUUACUUUGGUUUUGGUUUUACUGCGGUUUGAGAU